Messenger RNA from Hydra vulgaris (swiftwater hydra), 1240 nucleotides. Lineage: Eukaryota; Metazoa; Cnidaria; Hydrozoa; Anthoathecata; Hydridae. The record is from RefSeq and is a predicted model, not a curated record.
UAAUAUUUGUAUUGCUUUUAUUUUAUUGUAAAAUAGGAAAUGGAACAGAAUUAUAAAAAAAACCUUGAACAAUUCUAUGAAGUCAAAGAAGAACUCGGAAGAGGACACUUUGCAGUCGUAAAAAAAUGCGUUUCAAAGGAAAACAAUCGGGAGGUCGCGGCCAAGUUCAUAAAACUAAAGCGAUCAAAAGCCAGUAAAAUUGGAAUGAGUAAAGAGCUUAUAGAACGAGAGUCAAAUAUACUGUUUGCCAUUGACCAUGCUAAAAUUAUUAAGCUUUACGAUAUUUUUGAUAUUGGAUCCGAAAUGGUACUUGUUUUGGAGCUGUUAACAGGUGGAGAGUUGUUUGAUAAGAUAUGUGAAAGUGAAUAUAUGAAAGAAAGUGAUGCCUGCUCUUACAUGAUACAAGUUUUAGAAGCUGUUCAACACAUUCAUAGUUUCAAUAUAGUUCAUUUAGAUAUUAAGCCUGAAAACAUAGUGCUACAAUCUAAAAAUUCAUCAGAAAUCAAGUUGGUUGAUUUUGGAUUAGCUCAGAGAUUGGUUCCAGGUAAAGAUGUGAGAGAAAUAAUGGGAACUGCAGAGUUUGUUGCUCCAGAAAUUGUGAACUAUGAACCAAUUGGAUGCUAUACAGAUAUGUGGGCAAUUGGUGUUUUAGCAUAUAUUUUGGUGAGUGGUACUUCUCCUUUCCUUGGUGAUACAAACGAAGAAACAUUAGAAGCUAUUGGUAGAGUUGAUUAUGAGUUUGAUGACGAAUCCUUUGGUCAUAUAUCAAAUUAUGCUUUGGAGUUUAUUUCAAAUUUACUGAUUAAACAACCAAAAAAGAGAUUGACAGCUGAAGGUUGCCUAAAACAUGACUGGCUUAUACAUAUGCAGACACCACAAGAUCACUCUAACUCAGCAGUUAUUGCAACUUCAAAACUAAAAGAUUAUUUGGCUAAAAGAAGAUGGAUGAAAUCAUUCCAAAAACUAAGUGCAAUAAGAAAGUUUUCACAGAUUACAGACGUUUUAUCAAAUCAGGUCGAUAAUACAGAAAGCAUUAAGAUCCAGAGCCUUCAAGUAGAAGAAAACAGCCUUCAAGAAGAAGACAACAGCCAACUAUCUACUCCAGUUGAAGUUCUUUAAGCUGAUUCAUUUUGAUUUGAUCAAACAACCAUUUCUUUAGAGAGCAACAAAGAGCACAAAGAGUUGCAAACAAAAAGUUUAUAAGUUUGAUAAGUUAAAUAUAAACUCGCUGAUUUCAAAA